Messenger RNA from Phaeoacremonium minimum UCRPA7, 507 nucleotides. Its product is annotated as putative peroxiredoxin type-2 protein. Gene Ontology annotation, biological process: cellular response to oxidative stress; cell redox homeostasis; hydrogen peroxide catabolic process. The transcript is spliced from 3 exons. Gene Ontology annotation, molecular function: thioredoxin peroxidase activity. The record is from RefSeq and is a predicted model, not a curated record. Gene Ontology annotation, cellular component: peroxisome; mitochondrion; cytoplasm. Bases 1 to 507 code for a protein of 168 amino acids. NCBI's taxonomy places the organism in Eukaryota, Fungi, Ascomycota, Sordariomycetes, Togniniales, Togniniaceae.
AUGCCCGAGCUCAAGGUCGGAGACUCCUUCCCGGAGGAUGUUAGCUUCACCUACAUCCCAUUCACAUCCGAGAAGGCGUCCAUAGGAGCUUGCGGAAUCCCCGUCAAGUACGAUGCCAGCAAGGAGUGGCAGAACAAGAAGGUCGUACUGAUCGCUGUCCCGGGAGCUUUUACGCCCACCUGCUCCGAGAGACAUGUCCCGGGCUUCCUUGACAACAAGGAGAAGCUCAAGGCCAAGGGUGUUGACCAUGUGGUGGUCAUUGCCGUGAACGACGUGUUCGUGAUGAGUGCUUGGGGCAAGGCGAACCAAGUUACGGACGACUUCACGCUAUUCAUGGCCGACGACAAUCUGAAGUUUUCAAAGAGCAUUGGUUGGGUCACUCCCGAUGGAUCCCGUUCUGCCAGAUAUGCCAUCGUCAUUGAUCACGGAAAGGUUACUUAUGCUGAGCAGGAUAUCCCCAAGACUCUGGACAAGUCGAGUGCCGACGCCGUUCUGGCGAAGCUAUAG